Messenger RNA from Pneumocystis jirovecii RU7, 1020 nucleotides. RefSeq lists its product as uncharacterized. Gene Ontology annotation, cellular component: catalytic step 2 spliceosome. NCBI's taxonomy places the organism in Eukaryota, Fungi, Ascomycota, Pneumocystomycetes, Pneumocystales, Pneumocystaceae. The coding region runs from base 1 to 1020 and encodes 339 amino acids. Gene Ontology annotation, molecular function: protein binding; RNA binding. The record is from RefSeq and is a predicted model, not a curated record. The transcript is spliced from 6 exons.
AUGGAUAAACGUAAAGAAGUCUCAGAUGGCGAAAAAGAAGAAAAAAUGCUUGUAAAAAGGAUAAAAGGGGGAUCAGAGAUCAUUCCAAAGGGUCAAGAUAAGCAAAAUGCACUUGUUGAAAUGUUACCAAGAACAUCUGGGUUAAAAGCACCAAUUAUGCAAUUAACAGGUCAUCAGGGAGAAAUAUUUGCAAGCAAGUUUGAUUUAACUGGACAACAUAUUGCAUCUGGUUCUUUUGAUCAGUUAAUUUUAUUAUGGAAUACGUAUGGAGAUUGUUCGAAUUAUGGGCAAUUGAAAGGUCACAAGAAAGCUGUUUUAGAUUUACAGUGGAGUCGUGAUUCUCGAGUAAUUUAUUCUGCAAGCGCAGAUUGUACUGUAGGAACGUGGGAUUCGGAAACGGGUCAACGUAUACGAAAACAUACUGGGCAUGAAGAUAUUGUUAAUUGUGUUGCAACAAUGCGACGGGGCACAGAGUUUUUGGCUACGGGUAGUGAUGAUGCAACAGUAUCUCUUUGGGAUGGAAGGCAGAAAUUUGCAGUAGACUAUUUUGACACAACGUAUCCCGUAACUGCUGUUGCUUUAAAUGAAGAAGGAAAUCAGUUAUUUUCAGGUGGACUCGAUAACGAUAUCAAGGUCUGGGAUCUUCGAAAAAAAUCUAUUCUUUAUAAAAUGAUAGGUCAUGCUGAUACCAUUACUUCAUUAAAUGUUUCUCCUGAUGUCAGAAUUUUUGACAUUCGUCCAUACGUUUCUUCUAGCCGACAAAUCAAAUUAUUGAAAGGUGCGCUUCAUGGUAUUGAAAAAAAUUUGAUUCGUGCUGCCUGGAGCAGCGAUGGUUUGCGAGUUGCUGCUGGUUCUGCCGAUCGAACCGUCAUUGUAUGGGAUGUCCCUACCGGAAAACUUACUUACAAACUUCCUGGUCAUAAAGCUUGCGUCAAUGCUGUUGAUUUUCAUCGACUCGAACCCAUUCUCAUGUCUGCCUCUUCCGACCGUUCUAUAUUUCUCGGUGAACUUUCUCAAUAA